Achroia grisella is the source of this 3563-nucleotide messenger RNA. RefSeq names its product protein unzipped (gene uzip). NCBI's taxonomy places the organism in Eukaryota, Metazoa, Arthropoda, Insecta, Lepidoptera, Pyralidae. The coding region runs from base 340 to 1707 and encodes 455 amino acids. The transcript is spliced from 4 exons. The record is from RefSeq and is a predicted model, not a curated record.
GGCACAGCAGCGCGCUACACCAGUCCACCGGAGACUCCGCACUGCGGCGGUAUAUUACUACGUUAUCAAUCAGCGAACCCACUAUUACCCGAAGUGUUGCUUCACAAGCCGUCGUUAAAAUUCGUGAAUACAUACGGAUAAACAAGUGAUUAGGCAAAACAAUACCAGUGUUUGUGUGUGUCACAUACCUGCAAAAAAAUCGCGGUUCUUGUGUUUUCUUAGAAGCUUCGCAUCACGUCCCUAUCGAAUUGACGCCGAUUUGAAUUACAUAUUUCGAAUACAGAUUAUCAAAAUAUAUCAACCUGGAAAAUUUAUAGCCUUCUGAAUAAAGAAACAGCAAUGAAGAAAAAUAGAAACUGCGAAAGUGGAUGGUGGGUGGUAUUGCUGACAGCCACAUUGGCCGCGCCUGUUAUGGGAGAGGCUGCCGUCGGUCUUUACAAUGCCAGACUAAAACAAGUAAUUACAUCCAGCACGCUGAAGUGGACCAACAUAAAGAAAGAAACAAUGCAAAAUUAUGUCAUAGGAGCUGAUUCAACAAAUGGGCCAAUAUAUCUCUGUCGAGCGCGCCAUGAAGGAGAUAUGCUGCUAGGUCAGUUAAGGCCUAAUUACACACAUUGUGCUGUAUCAGGAUCUAAAAGUUAUACCGUAUUCGAGGUGCUUGAAAACAUUGAAAAUGCUUCCUUAAUAAACUGGCAAAAGUGGUCCAAAUUUUAUUCUAAACCUAGUGGAGCAGUUAUAGUACACUCAUCUGUGGAUUCUGUUUUCAUAGGACGACAUACCCCCGAAUCUGAAGAUGGAUUUUCUUAUAAUAUUGGAAGAAUAUCUUACGAGAGUAAUAUUGGCCAGUUAAUUACAUUUGAUGAUAAAAAUAAUGAGUUCAGUGAAAAUACUGGAGAAAUAUUGGUUGAAAUUGAACCUGUAAGUUACAAGAUAGAAGAUGUUGCAUUAGAUGAAGAGACGUUGCAUAUCCGACAAACAGAUCCAGAAAUAUUCGGAGAAAGAGUAUUACGUAACGAUGGCGACGUACCUGCAGCAGAUACUACUGCUAUUGAAUAUGAUUUCAAUUAUACUCUAUCUUGGGGUCAUGGUCAUGGAAUUGCUAUCGGUCUCAACACUACUAUAGUACUGGCAAAUGGUACUGAAUUUCCACAAAUUGAAUGGGCUAAUCCAUUUACAGAAAAAAUUACAAGACUAUAUAAUUUGGAAAAGUUUUUAGAGCCAGGUACUGCUUGCAACGUGACAUUUAGAGGAAACCGUACAGAAAGAGAUGUGCAAUAUACAGGCCAAUUAACAACAUAUUAUAAUAACCACCUUCCUCGUACAAGACAAAUGAGAGGUGAAAGAAUAGAAAACACAUUAGAGGUAGAAGCUAUAUAUGGCGAUGUCUAUUUUGUUGGUAACAAUAGCUUAGUGCCUACUACAACUACUACUACGACAACCACAACGACGACCACUACUACUACAGAACCUCCACCACCACCCCCACCUGCACCAGAAGAAAAUGACAUUGCUAAUGCCUUAAAGAAACCUGAAGAACCGAUGGAGGACAAUAACAUGUUAAAUGACAGUUCCAUGGCGAAAGCACCGCCGGUAAAAGAAGUCAAUAGUGCCGUGGUUGGCGGGCUCGGUGGUAAUAAUCCCAACGGAGCCCACAUGAGUAUCGCUUCCAUUGUUUUAUUCAUUCCAAUACUCGCGCUAUUACUUUAAAUCUCGGAGAUUUGUUCCUCUGUAAAUAAUCGAAGAAUAUAUACUAUAAUAACAGUUGCUUGAUCAUGUAUGUAUUUGGCAACUAGGCUUGACACUGUUAUUUGUUGACCGGGUGUAGGCAAUAAAAUAUCUUCCUCGGUUCGAUUUUGUAAAUAUGAUAUUUUCGUUUUGGACAUUCCUGUUAUGUGAUUUCAUUCCAAUAUGUAAAACGAGGAGCCAAAAUUAUCACAUAACUGUAAAUAGAUUAUGUAAAUAUGUAGUUACAAAUAAUAUGGAAGUCGCAGAGCGACAUGAAGAAACCUUGUCGUUUAUGAGUAAUGGAGGUUUGUAACACCGUAGUUAGAGAUAAUAACAAGUGAGUACGAUUCUGUUACCAUUUUUUUACGAUAGCUAACACUAUAAAAUGAUAAAAUCAAGAUAAUUGUUUUUAAAGAAAAAGUUGGAAAGCCAUGGACAUAAAUUCUACUAUUAUUAAAAUACAUUGUUAAUCUAGUUUUGUUGCCAACUAACAUAUUAUGCUGUUUCGAUUUCGUGGAACCUUUAUAAAAGUUCUUAUCCUACUAUACAGUUACCCUUCAAUGUUAAAAGUAUUAUUACUAUUAUAUACUUAACGAUACUUACCAAUAUAAAAUUUAGACAAGAAUAUUUAACAAAACCUUAUUACGCUCUCUUGUCAUAAACAGAAUAAUAUCUUGGUCGAUUUGUGACUUCUUUCAGAUGGAAAUAUAAAUAAUAUGUACAUUUUACAUGUUUGGCGACAAUAAUCUGACAUUUGAUUUUACAUAACUUGUAUCGUAUUCCAUUUAAUAUUUAUAUAAUUAUUCAAUUACUGAAUACAAUAGAAAAAAUAAAACAAAAAAGUACUAUGUUAUUUUAGUACCUAAUCCCCGUUUUGAUUAAAGUAUUUUCUUUAUAUGUAAUUGUUUUGUUAGGUUGUAAGUUACAAGAGUUUUUAAAUCCAGAAUUAAGAGAUAUUAUUAUUUGUAAAGCUUUAGUGUUUAUCAAUAUUUUAAUUUAUUUUUGUUUUUAUUAGUUUUUACUUAUAAGAUACUUCAAAUAAAUAUACAGUUGAUAACAUCUAAAAAUGCGACUUUGUAAAUUCUUACCAAAGUUACUUUACUAUAUAAGUUUACCACCUUUUAUUCCAUUAGAUACAAAUUGCAACAGUGUCCCUUCCUUAUAAACUUCGCAAAAGUAAUUGUGUAGGAAAAUCCUUAGAAAAUUAACUGUUUCUGACAACAGUUAUUGUUAACGCUUAGUGAUUUUGUCAAUGUAUAAAGAAAAUGGAUGAUAUUUUUGUAUGAUGGUAGAUAUCGAUUGUAAGUGUUCGCCUUAAGUAAGUGAAGUUACUUCAACGUUCUAAAUAUUUUUUUCGAUUUCAAUAUAAAUCUUUGAGUUGCUAAUACUUAGUAUUUGAUGAUAUUUUUCUGCUGGUAAAGUUAGUUAUUAUAGUAAUAAACGUUGAUUAUUUUAUACAUCAAUAUCCCACCUAGUAUACCUUUAUGAAAUAGGUUACAACAUUAUAAUUAGUAAUUACACUUUUGCUUUUAUAAAUAUGUUUGCUUAAAUUCGUCAAUUGAUGUUAGAUUUAAUAUUAUUACACAACUCCAUAAAAUUUGUUCAACUUGAUAUUCUAGAGAAUGACUGCUUGUAUCUCAUGUUAGGUAUUAUUACUGUUCUAUAAAAUAAUAAGUAUUUUUUUAUCUUUACAAUAGCUACAUUCUAUUAUUGUGUAGUAUCCAAGCGAUCGCUACUAAAUUGUUAAUUCAGAAUCUCAUUAACACUAAUAUUGUUUUGCAAAGCAUAAUUGUGAUGUUCCAUGUAAGAUUUAUUUCCUUAAAAAUCAUUAAAGUGUA